AUGAUCAUUGACGGCGAGAAAUGGGCCUGCGAGGCGUGCGUUCGUGGGCAUCGCGUCAGUAAUUGUCAGCACUCAGAUCGGCCUCUCCAACACAUCAACAAGAAAGGCCGUCCCGUCUCACAAUGCCAGCACUGCCGCGCCAUGCGAAAGUCGCGGGCGUCGCAUGUCAAAUGCGACUGCGGCGAGAAGACGCACAAGUGCCAGCAUCUGCAGCAGACGGUGGACGGACACCGAGAAAGCUGCUGCUGUAACCACGGAGGACGAUGCACUUGCUCGCACAAGAAGGAACCCUCGCUCGACACGGUACCCGAGUCAGAAACGGACGAGGAGGAACUUCGCCCCAGCAAGUCCAAGGUCACGAUUCGUCGGCGUCGCACAAACACUGCCAUUUCGGAGCCAGUGCUCAGCUUCGACGAGAACGGCCACCACAAGCCGAUGCACAAGCACAAUAAGGUAUCCCAGAAAUGCGGUCCUUACUCUUUGAGUCGCGGCUCUUCGAUGCACAGCUCGAGUAGCUCGAGUAGUUUAGGCAAUCGAUCGAUGGAUAAUCUUCUGCAUGGCAAAACUAGUGGCAGACUACGAGCCAAGGACACGGCGGCUUUGUCAGAGGAAGAUGUGCAGAGAAGCAAAUCGGAACAGGCCUCGCCUUCGGUGGGAGGCUCCUCAUUCCAGCAACUUAACAGCAAUCUACCACCACUAGAUCUUUCCACCAUCAGCAGUCAAUAUCCUGACUAUCAACCCGGGGGUUACGACUUUGGUGGUCUAUCGGAUUGCGAGCAGCCCAUAUACAGCGCUGGCCUUAGCGCUGUUUCCGUCGACUGGGCUCAAUAUGAUGGGCUAGAGCUCAAUGGCGACAGCUUCGAACCGUCCAGCUUCGGCCAAGCACAGUCCUACACUGGCUUCGAUCUCGGCUCCACUGAGCCCACUCUGACGUCGAACUCGGGCGAUGUAUCGGAAACGGAGGACUUUGUACCUGUCUUCAGCGAGGCGCAGAUGGAAGGCUUUCGCAACAGCGCGGCUACAAACUUCUUGAACAGUUCGCAAACCCAGACGUCUAUGCUUGGCGGCAGCGAUCUCGGCAACGUUGAUUUCGCCCAGUUCAAGGGCACUGCCGCUGCGAAUAAGUUCUUGCCCAAUUUGGGUGGCUUGGAUGAUUUCCCUCUACUCGAGGAGGAUAACUACUGGUCCAUGAACAACAACUUUGCCGAUGGCCUCACCAACUCGCCAGAUCCUAUCGCCUCAGCGUUUUGGGAUACGCAAUAG
Molecule: messenger RNA, 1263 nt
Organism: Pseudomassariella vexata
Lineage: Eukaryota; Fungi; Ascomycota; Sordariomycetes; Amphisphaeriales; Pseudomassariaceae
Exons: 3
Coding region: 1-1263 (420 amino acids)
Biological process (GO): intracellular copper ion homeostasis; intracellular iron ion homeostasis; positive regulation of transcription by RNA polymerase II
Cellular component (GO): nucleus
Molecular function (GO): RNA polymerase II cis-regulatory region sequence-specific DNA binding; copper ion binding; DNA-binding transcription factor activity, RNA polymerase II-specific
Source: RefSeq, a predicted model, not a curated record